Penicillium manginii is the source of this 1725-nucleotide messenger RNA. RefSeq lists its product as uncharacterized. The record is from RefSeq and is a predicted model, not a curated record. Gene Ontology annotation, molecular function: dipeptide transmembrane transporter activity; tripeptide transmembrane transporter activity. Gene Ontology annotation, cellular component: fungal-type vacuole; plasma membrane. Bases 1 to 1725 code for a protein of 574 amino acids. The transcript has 6 exons. NCBI's taxonomy places the organism in Eukaryota, Fungi, Ascomycota, Eurotiomycetes, Eurotiales, Aspergillaceae. Gene Ontology annotation, biological process: oligopeptide transport; transmembrane transport.
AUGGCUGAGGUUCUCGAGAUUGAGAGUUGUCUGCAGGCGGACAUUCGAGUCGCGCGGCAAUUGUCUCAUGUAAAUGAAAAGACGCCGAGCUCGGAUGGAGCGAACGAACCAAGCAAUCAAGUUGAAGAUCUACCUCGUGUUGCAGAUAGAAUUCCCGUCUCAGCAUGGCUUGUCAUACUGAUUAGUACAUUCGAGCGCUUCGCUUUCUUUGGAAUUCGUGAACCAUUUCGUGAGUGCAGGAGAUAUGUGAUCUUCAAAUUCAAGGCCAUUGACCUCGGGGCAGAAAAUUAUCUUCAGAAUCAGCGAGACGAUCCUUUACGACCAGGCGCGCUUGGCUUAGGCCAGAGCAAGGCUAGCAAUCUAUCGUACAUGUUUUCGUUCUUGCUAUACACCAUGCCGUUAUUCGCUAGCGUCAUUAUUGAUUGCUUCCUUGGGCGCAUCUACGUAAGUGGAGCGUUCAUCUUGACCAUGACGUCCCUGCCAUUAUCAUUGGACGCAGGCGCAGGUCUGCCAGGGUUCUUGGUCGGCAUCAUUCUUAUGAGUAUUGGCCUAGGAGGUGUUAAGUCGGGCGUCUCACCUUUGAUGGCUGAUCAGUACACCAAUUGGGAGGAAAAGAUCGUCAUCAAGCAGAAUGGCAAGCGUGUCAUGAUUGAUCGUGACCUCACUAUGGAUAAAAUGUAUCAUGCAUACUACUGGGCAGUAAAUAUCGGAGCAUUAUCUGCACUUGCCACAACUUACAUUGAGAAAGAUGUUGGUUUUUGGGCGGCAUACCUGCUUCCCUUUUGUGCUCUUUGCAUAUCGUUGCUGACGCUGGUUUUGUGUCGAAAUAAGAUUGUCAAGCGACAACCCGGUGGGAAUAUCUUACCCACAGCUUUUCGAAUCAUGUUGUGUGCGGCGAAGAACGGUUUCAACAUGGACGCUGCACGGCGGCAAAGUCAAGCGCAUGCAGCCGACUGGGAUGAAAAGUUUGUGACAGACUUGCAGCGCGGCCUCAUAGCAUGUCGUAUCUUUGCAUUUUACCCUAUCCUGUGGGUCUGUCAUCUACAGAUAAACAAUAACCUCGUCUCUCAAGCAGCCCAGAUGGAAACCCACGGUCUCCCAAACGACUUUUUCCCAACAUUAAAUCCAAUUGCAGUGCUCAUACUGCUACCGCUGGUCACCAACGUGCUCUAUCCGACUUUUCGCAAGCUGCACAUCAAGUUUCCGCCGGUCAACCGUAUGGCAGUUGGCUUUCUUAUAGAAGCCAUCGCGAUCGCCUAUUGCACGGGUAUCCAGCAGCUCAUUUAUACGAGAGGACCCUGCUUUGCACAUGCUUUAGAGUGUCCUGCGUCAGAUGGGGGCAGAAUUCCGAACCAAGUCAGCGUUUGGCUUCAAGUACCGGUCUACGUCUUGGACGGUUUAGCAGAAGUAUUCUUCGAUGUUGUGAGCCAAGAAUAUGCGUACAACAAAGCCCCGGAUAACAUGAAAUCAAUUGUUCAGGCCGUAUUAUCCUCCAUGUCAGGUGUUGGUGCCAUCCUGGGCUUUGCCCUGUACCCAGUUGCACGUAAUCCUAAUCUUGUCUGGAUGUACGCCGCUCUCUCAACCGCCAUCGGCCUUGCAACGGUCGUGUUUUGGCUACUCUUUAAAAAAUACAAUGCAGAAGACGCGGAGCUUAACAAGCGGGAUUUCAGCAAUCACGGAGGCGGCUCGGUAAUAACGGACGAAAGCACGAAUUUGAGGGUUUGA